ACGAAAACAUUUAGACGUGUCUCAUCGCUUGCCAGAGAUUGUUGUGUCAUUUUUCAUUUGCGUCAAUUUCCCUUGGUAAAAAUUCAUACAGUCGUACACAUUUCCAAACGAACGAGUGUUUUCAGAAGAAUGGUUCUACAUCCAAAAGUGGUCAGCGGGUUCCUGUAUUUUCUCUUCAUUUCUUCAGCGGGUGCGCAAUGGCAAAAUCCUUGGAUCGGUUUACCUCCGCCCACUAGCGCGGCAUUUGGGCACGUUAAUGUUACCGUUACAGCCAAUCAAUUGGACGUCGAAGAAAAUGUGCCAGGGAACACGACUCUGGCCGUUCUCUACUACACCCAAGGUGCUGAUGAAUCUUACGAUCCGGUAUUGCUCAAUGGUUGCGGAACUGUUCUGCGAAUGGGUACCCCAAAGAAUGGGAUGGUGGACAUUAUCUCGAUGAAAGAGUUUGAUUACGAAAGUGGCGAUAAUAACUCGUACUCGUGCACUUUCUAUAUUUCGAAACCUUUGCCUGCAGUCAAACCACUUAAUUUUAACAUUAUGGACAUGAACGACAAUAGGCCGUUCUUUUCCAAGUAUCCCCCUUCAGCGCUGAAUUUCUCAGAGAAUAACAAUGGACUUGUUUAUGAUUUUGAAGCGACCGAUGGCGAUAGAGGAGAUGUUUCCAAUUUAAUUUACAGUUUUGUGACUCUUGGUGGUGAUGGAUCUAAUUUCACCAUGAAUCCUCAAAACGGACAAUUUAGUGUCACCAAAAAAUUAGAUUAUGAAGCGGGACAAUUUUACUUGUUCAAUAUGAUCGUGACGGACAGAGGUGGUUUGACGGGAUCAAUUCAAGUUGCUCUCAACGUGAUUGACGAAAAAGAUUCGGCACCCGUGUGGAAACUGGAAGUACCCUUCAAAAACAUUCCGGAAGAACUGCCUGUUGAUGAGAUCGUGUUUUCUGUUCAAGCUCAAGACGGUGACGUUUCAGUGAACGAUUCAAUUGAUUACUCGUUAGUCGAUCCUAGAGGCAGUUUCUCGAUUAAUCCAACGACCGGUGAAGUGAAAAUAGCCAAACUGAUUGACCGUGACGUCGAAGACUUUGACUCCUACUUUGAUCUAAGCAUUACAGCCACUUGCCGGAAUUUCCCGACAUUUAAGAGCGUGACUUACUCGACCGUCUUCAUCGACGACAUUAACGACAAUCUGCCAAUCUUCGACAAACCCGUCUACAACUUUGCUAGCGUCGAUGAAGAUUUCGUGGGUCGGCUGUCACAAAUGGACAUCCUAGUCUUUGAUCCUGAUCUGAAAGACUCUGGUUCUUAUGUCAUGUCGAUCGAAGGUUCGCCGGAGAUUAAAUCACACCUCGAAUUGAGUCCUAGCACCGGCCGUAAUAAUGGAACCUUUUCCCUAAGGAUAACGUCUUCUGGUUUGUUAGAUUACGAGAAUAGCAAUAAACGCAACGUCACCUUCACGGUUAUAGCGAAGGAAUCGUCCGGCAAUCGGUACAGCACUUCUGUCGUCAACUUGUACUCCAACGACAUAAACGAUAACAGGCCUAUUUUCACUCAAUCUGAAUUUACGGCUAAUAUAAUUGAAAAUCUAGCGGUAGGCAGCUUGGUGACAACGGUAAAUGCAACAGACGCCGACAUCAGCCCAGGUUUCGGUCAGCCCAGCAUAAGGUAUUCUAUUGUGGAGAAUUUCGACGCAGGUCGUUAUUUCGUCAUUAAUGACACGACGGGUGAAAUUCGCACGUCGAGCAACAUUGAUCGGGAAUCUACGUCGUCCAUGUUAACCUACACUGUCCAGGCUAUCGACAAAAAUGGUAAUUACGACGGACAGAGAACAAUUGCUAAUUUAGUAAUCAACAUUCAAGAUCUUAACGAUGAUCCCCCUGCUUUCUCGCCGCCUGGCACGGUCACGUUCAGCGUGACAGAAAAUGUCGACACUGCGUUUGAAUUGACUACAGUUACGGCUUCUGAUAAGGACGACAACCCUAAUUUGAUAUUCUCCAUCAACUGGGACAAUUCGAAAUUCUUCAAAAAUCGUGCACUGAUCAGUAAUCCCGAUCCAGAAUGGAAGAAAUCGUUUGUGCUGGUGUUGAAGAGUCGAGCUUGGACCAAAGAGUUUUCAAGAAUCGUUACUUCAGUGACUGCCAGUCUCCAAGUUGGCGAUUCAUCUCUAUCACCGGGCAACUGCAACGAUUGCAAGAAUACGCCACUCGACCGUGAGAAAUUCGACUCUGUAGAUCUGUGCCUCACGAUCACGGACAGCAAAACGGCCAUCAACCGCAACAAAGACGAGCUUUAUGUUGUGGUGAAUAUUGAAGACGUGAACGAUAACGAUCCCGUCUUUGAUGUGUUGGACAAAGAGUUUUCCAUCGUGGAAGGAAAUGCCACGGUCAUUGGAACAGUUUUCGGAUCUGUCCGGGCUACAGACGUCGACGUUAACAAUACCAUCACUUAUUCACUCAGUUUGUGUGAUGACGUGGCCAUCGAUAAAAACGGACAGUUGACCACGACGGGGCUAAUCGAUCGAGAAACAAAUGACGUGAUUUUAUGCCAAGUGAUGGCAACUGACAGUGGAACGCCAGCUCGGUCGUCUAAUUCAAAUAUCAAAAUUAACGUCAUAGAUGUCAAUGACAACGAGCCAGUGUUGACGGUGACGCCCAGCCAAGUGACGAUUCCGGAAUGCAGUACUCAUUCAUCAACCAAAGAUGGCACGAUUGUUUCCAAGUUGACAGCUAUCGACGCUGACAUAGGAGCUUACGGGAAUGUGAGUUUCCUGCUGUCACAGCAAAAUUCUGAAGGAGUCGACGAGUUUGCCAUUGAUUUGCACACUGGCGAGAUGACGGUGAGGAAUUGCGAGUUGCUCGAUUUCGAUAAUAAGAAAACUAGCUACAGCAUCGUGGUUGAAGCCCGUGAUAAUUACCGCCAAGGAAUUACCCUCGGCAGUUUGUCCACCUUCCAACGAAUCAACAUCACGUUGAUGGAUGUUAACGACAACGCACCGACACUUUCAUGUCCAGUCGAUUCUAACGGAUGUUGUGCGUCACCAUUGGAAUCGUUGACUAUGAACGAAUUGGUGGCUUCGAUUCAAGGAUUCGACAAAGACAGCGCCGGUCCAAACACACAGUUGACGUUCACGCUGCACGGACAAACUCGAGUGGGUGGUAACCAGCCCGAUAAAUGCAAGGACCUCUUCCGCUUGGAAACAGUCGACAAUUCCAUGGGAAAAGUGUUCCUUAACGUUCCAGAAAUGCUCGACUGUACCGGCAGUUAUGACAUAACCGUACAGGCUUGCGAUCAGGGUGACGACAUAGAAUUUUCCCAGUGUUCCAUGAACACGACGUAUCGUAUCUGCGUCUUGGAUGUCAAUAACAAUUUCCCACAAUUCGUGUUUCCCGAUAGCAACAACACGGUUUUCGAAGUGCCGGAGAAUUCAAUCGUGGGUCUGCCUUUACUAUACAACGGAACUAAUUCGCAGCUCACGUUUAAAGCCUCCGAUAGCGAUGAAGGAGAUAAUGGGAAAGUCGUCUACACCUGGAGUAAUGACAGCAUCAACGAUGUUUUUGGGUUAAACAAGGACUCGGGUCAAGUUACUUUAAAUAGCGAGUUGAACCGUGACGUUCAAAGUUAUUACAACCUGGUCGUGAUAGCUACAGACAAGGGCGUGCCCAGCACUCUUAGCAACCAAAUGAAUUUGAGAAUCAACGUGCGAUUGAGUAACAAACAAAAGCCUUAUUUCCAGUCGAACGCCCAGUCUUUAAGCUUCACGGAAAACCAGAUGGAAAACAAGACGUUUCAAAGCGCAAUAGAUCAAGAUAACAUUAAUCUUUUCCCUGGGGAAAGUCCCUAUGACGUUUGCUACUAUGUCGUGUGUGGGAAUAAUGAGUACUUUGAUGUUCCCGACAAAACUGUCAACAAACUUCAAACUAAAAAGACGCUGGAUCGUGAAAAUCCUCCAACCAUUCCUUACGUCGUUAUCUAUACUACUAACGAAUGCACCAACAGACCUGUGGUGGGAUCUUGUUCGGAAAUUGACUUUACUGUGGGACAAUACCUCAACGUUACCGUCAACAUCGUGGAUGUGAACGACUGUGACCCGGAAUUUUCCGGUUCCUUGUCCGGUGGAAUUACUCAGGGUGAUUCAUCGGGUAAAAGAGUAUUUCCAAUGACGAUAACUGAUCCAGAUGAAAACGAUGCUGUCACCUGUAAGAUUGAAGAUGAAUUUACCGUUAGUCAGUCGUCUGUGGGGCUAGCAGACGUGAAUAAACCACCAUUCCGGAUUGAUCAAGAUAAAUGGAUCACCUUGUUAUUCACCGUGCAGACCGACAUGAAAGGCUAUUUCACAUUGAACGUUACCUGUGAAGACAAAGUGAAGCAUUCUAGUCGUAAGGCCAUCAAGAUUUACGUCGUCACUCAAGAGAAUAAAGUGGACAUUGUUUUUGACAACACUCAGAAAGAAGUUGAAGCAGGGAGAUCAGAGAUUGAAUCCAUUUUUACGACAACGCUCGGCUUCAAAUGUAACGUCGAAAAAGUAAUAGGAUACGAUGCUGGAAUAGCGCAGACGGGUAACACUUCUUACAACUCUGCUCUGAGCCACUUUAUCGACGAGACAAAAGCAGAGGCGGAACCUGUCCUUGCCAACGUGAUUAUUGCAAUGAAAGAUGAGCAUCAGAAUGAGCUUAUAGCUCUUUGCCUAGGCGUAGGAUUAAAUCUGGUAUCCAUCGGUCCAUUACCGACGGAGACCAACACUUCGGAAGCCAUUUUCAAGAUCCUUUUUAUUGUCGCUUGCGUAGCCCUGGUUAUCGCUUUUAUUCUCCUCGGCAUUCUAUUUUUCUCCAAAUCAGAGCUCAAACGUCGACUGGAGGGUCUCCUUGCUCGCCCGUCGUUUGGCUCGCAAGGAUCUAGUCUGAACGAUGCUGGAAUUGUACCUAAUCAACAUCACAAAGGCGUGUCUAAUCCGAUUGUAAGUCUGGAACUCUCGUCCAACUCGAAUCACGACAACAGCUUUGACAACAUGAGUCAGAGUAGUGGUGAUUCAAUCAUUGGAGUGGAAAACAACCCGGAUUUCAACUUGGAUGAAAAGGGAGCCAACGGCAAAGUGAAUAACGGAUACGUUCAAGAGUUUUUCCCGUUCCAGAACGUUUCUCGACGCAAUCCUUUGGCGAACGAUUCUCCGCCGGAACCUCACCACCCACCUCCACCGCUUCCGAAACAAUCCGUCAAACGGCCGGCACCUCCAGUUCCCGUUUUGAAUAUUAGCGACCAACAGUCAGAUUAUUCAGAUUCUGAAGACGAAUCGAUGACGGCAAUUUAACAAGUAAGCCUUUAUUCCGGCCGGAAACACGACUAAUUAAUUACGUAAUAUUUCCAACUGUUGUACAAUACCUAUAUAUAUACCUACGGUUGUUUUAAUAAAGAAUAAUAUUUAUCCGA
This is a messenger RNA of Daphnia pulex (common water flea), 5417 nucleotides long. Its product is annotated as cadherin-23-like. Lineage: Eukaryota; Metazoa; Arthropoda; Branchiopoda; Diplostraca; Daphniidae. Gene Ontology annotation, molecular function: cadherin binding; calcium ion binding. The record is from RefSeq and is a predicted model, not a curated record. Gene Ontology annotation, cellular component: catenin complex; plasma membrane. Bases 130 to 5298 code for a protein of 1722 amino acids. The transcript is spliced from 32 exons. Gene Ontology annotation, biological process: homophilic cell-cell adhesion.